AUGCGUCUCCUCCCCCACAGUGUGGUGGUAUGCACAUCCAACCAACCUGGCGAUGGCCCACGAGCCAUGACAAUGUCAUCGUUUACCUCUCUUACACUUACACCGACGCCUCUUGUUACUUUCAACAUUGCAAUACCGAGUAGAACGCUGGAUGCUAUAAAAGCAAGCGGGGAGUUCAAUGUGCACGUUCUCUCUGGGGAUGAGAGGGGCGCAAGUGUAGCGAAUCACUUUACAAAAGGCAAUGUUGGCGGGCAUGCAUUUCAAGGACUUGAUUAUACUCAGGACGGCGACGAGGCGCCUGUUUUGAAAGAGGAGGGUGUCAUGUUUGCAUUACGGUGUAGGGUACUCAAGGAUGCCCCUGAAGAGGGUCUUGUGAGGGUGAGAGAUCAUGUUAUUGUGGUAGGAGAGGUGGUGGAGAUGGUGAAAGUUGAAGAAGCAGAGGAUGAGGAUUUUGGACUUGUGUAUGCGGACAGGAGAUAUAGACAAGUUGGAGGAGUGUUGGAGGUGUAA
Molecule: messenger RNA, 510 nt
Organism: Fusarium pseudograminearum CS3096
Lineage: Eukaryota; Fungi; Ascomycota; Sordariomycetes; Hypocreales; Nectriaceae
Exons: 1
Coding region: 1-510 (169 amino acids)
Molecular function (GO): FMN binding; riboflavin reductase (NADPH) activity
Source: RefSeq, a predicted model, not a curated record